Aspergillus terreus NIH2624 is the source of this 981-nucleotide messenger RNA. Its product is annotated as endo 1,5-alpha-arabinase. Gene Ontology annotation, biological process: carbohydrate metabolic process. NCBI's taxonomy places the organism in Eukaryota, Fungi, Ascomycota, Eurotiomycetes, Eurotiales, Aspergillaceae. The coding region runs from base 1 to 981 and encodes 326 amino acids. The transcript has a single exon. Gene Ontology annotation, molecular function: arabinan endo-1,5-alpha-L-arabinosidase activity. The record is from RefSeq and is a predicted model, not a curated record.
AUGGUGCGCUUCGAUCGGAUCUUCGGGAUCCUGCUCUCAUGGCGAUGCGCCGUCCAUGCGGCGCCCGCGGAUUCGCCGCUGGGCCCGCCAUCCAUUUUCUCCCAGACGACUCUAUAUCCAUUGCCCAACCAGGGCCAUCUCGCCGUCCAUGACCCCAAUAUUGUGCAUAACAACGGCGCAUAUUACAUGUUUCGCGGCGGAGUCCACGUCCCCAUUCUCAAGGCCACCAGUCUCGACGGGCCCUGGCAGCGCAUCGGAACCGUGCUCGACGGGCCCAGCCUGAUCAAGAAGGAAAAUCGCACGCGGCCGUGGGCUCCCACCACGGUCGAAUACAACGGUCGCUUCUACUGCUUCUACACCGUCAGUCGUCACGGGAGUCGCAACAGUGCCAUUGGCGUCGCCUCGACGGACGCGAUCGAAGGCUCGUGGACCGACCAUGGCGCCGUGAUCAACACCGAGAAGGGUCCACAUUCGCAGAUCUGGCCGUACACCGAGUCCAAUGCCAUCGACGCCAGCUUCAUCACCGACCAGCAAUCGGGGAAACCAUACCUCCUAUACGGCAGUUUCUGGCACGGCAUCUACCAGGUGCCUCUCGCGACCGAUCUGCUAUCCGUGGAGGACCCGGACCACCCCGAUGCGAAGAACCUGGCCUACGUGCCCGACCAGAAGGUGAAGCCCAUCGAGGGGUCGUUCAUGAGCUAUCGGGAACCGUAUUAUUACCUGUGGUUCAGCCACGGAAAAUGCUGUCGGUUCCUGGGUAAGGGAUUCCCGGUCGCGGGGAAAGAAUACAGCAUUCGCGUGGGGCGGUCGAAGGACGUGCGCGGGCCGUUUGUCGAUAAAAACGGCGUAUCUUUGCUAGAAGGAGGCGGCACGGUCGUCUACGACUCGAAUCGGGGGGUGGUGUAUGCCCCAGGGGGCGUGGGGGUUUUAUCGGGCAAUGCGACGGAUCCGGAUAUUUUGUACUAUCACUACCGUGAGUAG